This is a messenger RNA of Oryzias latipes (Japanese medaka), 2496 nucleotides long. RefSeq names its product interferon regulatory factor 9 (gene irf9). The record is from RefSeq and is a predicted model, not a curated record. NCBI's taxonomy places the organism in Eukaryota, Metazoa, Chordata, Actinopteri, Beloniformes, Adrianichthyidae. Gene Ontology annotation, molecular function: RNA polymerase II cis-regulatory region sequence-specific DNA binding; protein binding; DNA-binding transcription factor activity, RNA polymerase II-specific. Gene Ontology annotation, cellular component: nucleus. Gene Ontology annotation, biological process: immune system process; regulation of transcription by RNA polymerase II.
UAAAGUCACGUGGUUUCGGGGAAAAGGCUGUGUCCGGGGGCUGGACGGGGACUGACGGAUUCGAACUUGAGAGCAACAGAAAGCGACGGCUUCACAGAGGAAACACCGCAGAGGUUACUUCCGCCUGUUAGGUAAAAAAACCCGUUUUAUUAGGCCAUGGUGGCGGUGAGGAUGCGCUCCACGCGCAAGCUGCGCUCGUGGAUCAUCGAGCAGGUCAGCAGCGGGAAGUACCCGGGCGUCAUGUGGGACGACGACGCCAAAACCAUGUUCCGGAUCCCCUGGAAACACGCCGGAAAGCAGGACUUUCGUAAAGACGAAGACGCCGCCAUCUUUAAGGCGUGGGCGGAGUUUAAGGGAAAGCUGACGGACGGCGGUGAGGACAACCCGGCUGGCUGGAAGACGCGCCUCCGCUGCGCUCUUAACAAGAGUCCGGAGUUCCAGGAGGUUCCGGAGCGAGCCCAGCUGGACAUCUCGGAGCCCUACAAGGUCUACCGGCUCGUCCCCAUCAGCGAGCAGGGUUUGGUGAUGCCCGAGAAGAAAAGCAAGGAAAAGGGCAGCAGGAAGCUGAAGAGGCGCGGCAGCGAGGCCCAGAGCGAACCCAGUCUGGUCAAACAGAUGAAAACCGACGAGGCUCCGCCCCCACAGCUGGAGGUGGAGCUUCUGCUGCAGAGCGCCAUCCCGUCACCGAUGGAGGAGCCCCCGCAGAGCAGCACCGUCCUGCAAACCGACGCUCUAGGGGAGAUCCAGCUGGACGUGCGCAUCGAGGAGAGCGUCUCCCCCCCUGCUCCAGGUCAGGACUCCAUCGUGGUGGCGGUUCAGUAUCUGGGGCAGGAGGUGGCCCGGCGGCAGAUCCACGGCUCCGACGUCAGGAUCCUGUACCAGCCGUCGUCCGCCCUGCCGCCGACGCCGGCCGCCCUGAACAAGAGCUUCCCGCGGAUCCUGCUGCCGGAGCCACCCCCCACGCUGCCCGCCGGCCAGCAGCGCCAAGCCAUUUUCACCCUGCUGCCCUUCAUGGAGAGGGGGGUGGUGCUGACCUCCCAACCGCAGGGCGUUUACGGAAAGAGGUUCUGCCAGGGGCGGGUCUUUUGGACCGGGCCGCAUGGCUGUGAAGCGGGUCUGCAGCGCAUGGAGCGGAACACGGAGCCGGUGCUGCUCUUCAGUAAAGACAUCUUCAGGCAGCAACUGGAUCAUUUCCGGACCAGCGGGGGCGAGCCCCCCCAGUGCAGCUUCACUCUGUGCUUUGGGGAGGAGCUGUCUCACACAGAGGACCCCAGCACCAAACUGAUCACCGCCACGGUUUCCAUUCCCUGGGCGGAGGAGCAGGUCCAGAACGCCCUCUCCAUCUUUCAGUCCAUCUCCGUGCUCCAGACUCUGGCUAGUCAGUCUCCGCUGGGGGAGAUCACCCUGAACCUGGUGUCGGUGCCGGCAGCAGCUCAGGAGCCACCAACAUCUCCCUCCGUCUGACCGGGAGCGCCGCCGAGGGAGGGGGGGGACGAGCAACCAGAAGGUUUUGCUCUAAGGAGUUUUUGCACAAACAUCUCCAGCACUUCUAUUUCACCUUUACGCCAAGUUUGAACCUUCAACCCCAAAAAUCAAGUGAACUGAAGGUUUUCAGAUCAGGAAACACUAAGACUGAAGGAACGUUGUAUACAUGAACGUUCCUCAGAAGAUGGAGGAAAAAAACAAGUUCAAACUUUUAUUUUGGGAUCUGGAGUGUGACUUCCUGCUUCCACAUUCUCCUCAGAAGCUUAGAGCUUCACAUUCCUGAUGAUCAGAUGUUCUGGUCGGUAAAUCCGUCCAAUCGUCUUCUCUGUGAGAUGAAGAUGCUCACCGGACUUUCCUGAGUUUCAUCCACGUGUUCCACUGCAAAUGUUCGGGAUUAAAGUCACGAACGUUCCCGUUUGAAAUGUAAAGGCAGCAGAACUCAUCCGUGGAGGAGGUGGAUCCACGGAGGAUCGAAGGUUUCCAAAGUGAAAAAGACGGAUUGCAGCUUCAUCACAUCGUCUUCGUUUUCCAGCUGGAGCUGCAAACUCACCUGUCUGUGGAAGGGACACCUCCUGUUUGAAGGACAAGCUCUGUGCACGUGUGUGUGUGCACACGUUAACAUGCACGUCUGUUUGUACGUCUAUGUACAACUGCACGUGUGUGUACAUAUGCUUGAGUGAGUGCACGUUUACGUGUAUUUGUUUGCACAUAUGUGUGCACGUUCAUUUGUCUGUGAGUGUGUGCGCUUAACGUGUGCAUGUCUAUGUGCGUGUAUAUGUCUGGGUGUGUGCACAUGUGUACUUGAAUGUGUAUCUGUGUGUGCGCAAAUCUAUGCGCAAGUGCACGUUUGUGUGUUUGCAUAUAUGUGUGCACGUGUAGUUGUUUGUGUACGUCUGUGUGUUUGCACAUUUUUGUGCGUGUAUUUCUGUAUGUGUGCGACCCUCUGUGUGUUUGUGCACAUGCGCGUGUAUUUGUCUUUGUGCGUGUGAAAAACCACAAGACAAGAGCUGC